This is a messenger RNA of Ananas comosus (pineapple), 1537 nucleotides long. RefSeq names its product FAM10 family protein At4g22670. The transcript is spliced from 11 exons. Bases 89 to 1231 code for a protein of 380 amino acids. The record is from RefSeq and is a predicted model, not a curated record. Gene Ontology annotation, molecular function: Hsp70 protein binding; protein dimerization activity. NCBI's taxonomy places the organism in Eukaryota, Viridiplantae, Streptophyta, Magnoliopsida, Poales, Bromeliaceae.
AAAAGCAAAAGCCCUGCCCCCAAAACCUUUUCGUCUUCUACACCACUCUCUCUCUCUCGCUCUCGCUUUCUCUCUGCAGGAUUCCGCCAUGGACGCGGUGAAGGUGAAGGAGCUUCGGCACUUUGUGGAGCUGUGCAAGAAGAACCCCGCCAUCCUCAGCGACCCCUCCAUCUCCUUCUUCCGGGAAUACCUCGAGAGCAUGGGUGCGAAGCUCCCUCCCGCCGCGUACAAUUCCGGGGAGAUCCCCAGGGCGCAUGAUUCGAAAAGUCAUGUGGCGGAUGAAAUGGACGAUGAUCUUGAUGAUGAUGAUGCGGCUGAUGUGAAGGAUGCCACUCCAGUUCAUGAUGAGCUUGAUGAUGAAAUUAUUGAAUCAGAUAUUGAGCUUGAAGGAGAAACUGUAGAACCUGACAAUGAUCCUCCACAAAAGAUGGGUGAUCCGUCUGUUGAGGUGACUGAAGAGAAUCGUGAGGCAUCUCAAGAGGCGAAGGCGAAAGCCAUGGAAGCAAUUUCAGAAGGAAACUUUGAUGAGGCCAUCGACCAUCUUACCCAGGCUAUAUUACUAAAUUCGACAUCAGCCAUUAUGUAUGCCACAAGAGCAUCUGUUUACAUUAAGAUGAAGAAACCAAAUGCUGCCAUUCGUGAUGCAAAUGCAGCUUUAGAGAUUAACCCUGACUCAGCGAAAGGCUACAAGUCUCGAGGAAUUGCUUUUGCUAUGCUUGGGAAAUGGGAGGAAGCUGCCAAGGAUUUGCAUUUAGCAUCAACUUUGGAUUAUGAUGAUGAGAUAGGUUCUUUUCUCAAAAAGGUAGAACCGAAUGCACACAAAAUUGAAGAACACCGCAGGAAGUAUGAUCGGCUGAGGAAGGAAAGAGAAGAGAAGAAAUUAGAGCGUGAGAGGCAGCGUCGCAAAGCUGAGGCUCAGGCUGCUUAUGAGAAGGCCAAAAGGAAAGAGCAGCAGUCAUCAAGUCGGCCAUCUGGCGGUAUGCCAGGUGGAUUCCCAGGAGGAAAGCCAGGUGGAUUCCCGGGUGCUAUGCCUGGUGCAGCUCCUGGGAACAUAGAUAUGAGCAAAAUUUUGAAUGAUCCUGAAUUAAUGGCAGCGUUUAGUGAUCCAGAGAUCAUGGCUGCUCUGCAAGAUGUGAUGAAUAACCCCGCGAGCUUUGCUAAACACCAAGAAAAUCCGAAGGUCGCUCCUGUUAUAGCAAAGAUGAUGGGAAAAUUCGGCGUGCCCAAGUGAUCAACACCAACUAAUAUCCGUGUUAACGACCUGUUUAAAGCAUUUAUGCUGUUUUAUUCUCGAACAGUUGUAAAUUGGAUUGGGAGCAGAGCUGUUUCUUUCCCUCCUUUUCUUUAUCGCUUGUAGACCAGAGUUGCAACUAGUGUUCGUGUCAUGCAGGUUAAAAGUUGUCAUUCCAAAUAAAGUAAGGAGAUUAUCGAUUUGAUUUCGAACUGCAAAUGUUCGAAUGGUUUUUGUGGUGCUUGUUGGUUGAUGUAACACAUAUUUUUAUGUGUGGUGUCAAAUUGUUCCUUUGUAGUGUGAUUU